Molecule: messenger RNA, 896 nt
Organism: Ilyonectria robusta
Lineage: Eukaryota; Fungi; Ascomycota; Sordariomycetes; Hypocreales; Nectriaceae
Exons: 1
Source: RefSeq, a predicted model, not a curated record
GGACAACAUGUGAGGUUCGGUAACACAACGCCACCCCCCAGAUGGUACAAAAGAGGAUUCGGACGUUUAUUCGAUGCCCCGAUCAUCCAACAAAUUGGUCAUUCAACUGAGCCACCAAAUCUAGCCACUCUGAAAAAGUACCAAGUGAUGCUCUGCAACCCCAUUGACUCAGCCAAACGCCGAGGCGAUCCAGCCAACUGGCGCAGGAGAGGCACGCAGAGUAGAUAUGCGCACCAGGCGACCCGCCAAGACGGUUGUUGCAAGGCGAUUCUUCCCAACACGGCACACCCGUACGGCAGACACAAUGUCAAAAGGGCGGUCCAACAAAAAUACCGGUGCCAUUUUCCUCGUAGCAAAAGUACAGCCCCGGCUAUCAUACAAGGGUGGCUUCCGCCCUGCAGUCGCCGUCACACCCGCCCUAUUCCACCAUUCCCCAAUCCAUCCAUUUGUCUCUUGUCCUGGUCGCCUUGCGGCCUCACCCCGCCCACGAUAGUGACCUAGCGAUGGUCGCCACCGCUCCAAAACUUCUUGUCAACCCUGUCGUCUGGCGCCUUCUGCCCGCGGUCGUGCUUGGCGUCAAAGUCGCGGUUGUGCUCCUCGACCUCGCGCCGCUGCUCCUCGGUCAGCUGCGCCAUCUGCGAGUUGCCCGGCACGCUCUGGUUGGUGAUCUUGGGUUGCGGCGGUGCGUUCUUGGACGAGCUGCUGAGCGGCUUGCCCCCGCCCGUGCGGCCCUUUGCGCUGCCCCCGGCGAGCCCGUCGAUGACGCUCGCGCCGUUGUCCUUGGGGUCCUGCUCCUGGUGCAGCCGGCGGGUGGCAGCCGCGGCGUACAGGCCAGGGCGCGCGCGGGCGAUGCGGGCGGUGGAGCGCGUUGUGGCGAUGAGUCUUGCGGCCGACAU